ACAUUCUUCUGGGUCCAUAAAAAAAAAUAACUUGGACGGAUAGUGAGCCAGUAGCCAUAUCAGUUAUCACGUAUACGCAACCAUUCGUACUAUUCAUGGAGUAACGAUGGCACAAGUUAUUUAUAUAUGAAAAAUAUAUGAUGGCGAAGGAUUAUUAUAAUUAUUUUCGUUAUAUUUAUUUUUGUUUACUCAUAAAUAUUUACAACUAAGUAACUAAUUAAUUAAUUAAUAAUAUUAUCAGCCAGGUAUUUAUGUCAUUCGUAAAUGAAGAAAAGAACAGGCUCCUGGUUUACUCUGUGAUAAUUUUUAAAAGUUUAUGUUCAGACAGUUGUAAAUUAUAAGUGUGUUAUUUAUUAUUUAUUAUUUUUGUUGUUUUAAUAAUUACUAUUGAUGUUUGAUGAUAAAUUGGUUUGUUGAUGUAACACGUUGGAGACUUUAAUCUCAAUGUAAUUUUAAAAGACUGCAAUGACGCGUCAAGUUGAAUUAAUUAAUUGUUUUUGUUUAUUUUCAACGAAAGUUAUUAAUAAUAAUUGUAAAUUUUUUUUUACUGAAUAACAUUUAUGAGUAUCACCAACCAGAGGUGAGUCUUAGACUUGAGAAGAAUGGCAAUCAGAAUAACACUCGAAUGCGGGCACACGUCGAUGUUGAGAGCCCGGACUACUCCUGAAGGAUACACCCACGACUGGGAUUUGUAUGUCAGAGGUGUUGACAACGCGGACAUAAGCCAGUAUAUUAAGAAAGUUGUCUUUCAACUGCACGAUACCUUCUCGAACCCCAAGCGAAUUCUCAAGAGUCCGCCGUAUUCGCUCAAGGAGUCGGGCUACGCUGGGUUCUUGCUGCCUAUUUUUGUUUAUCUCAAGAAUAAUGACGAGCCUAAAAAAAUUCAGAUACAGUACGACCUGCAAUUACAAGAGAGUGGGCCUCCUAUCAAUAAUGUCAUACGUCAUUCAGAAUUAUUUAUCAAUCCUUCAGAUGAUUUUCGUAGAAAAUUAUUGAAAGGCGGUGGUGUGGUGGUGUCAAGUAUUGAAGAAGGACAUGAUAAAAGUGAAUCAAAACUAUCUGUUCCAAUGGUCGGUAAACCGAAACUAAGUGGUAGUGAUGCUAAAAAACAUCGCGUUAUUGAACCAAAAACAACAGCAGCAUUUGUUGAUUUAUUUGGUACGCCAGUAAGUAUAACGAAAGUAUCGCCGGAAAAUAAAAAUAAGACUGGUGAUAAAACGAGUUAUCAAAAAUUACCACCUGAUAAAUCGGAUAAAAAUGAUAAUAAGGCUAAUAAAACAAAACAUAGUCCUCAUAAGGAUGGCAAGCGUGAUAAAAGUAAUGGUGAAGAAAAAGAGAAAAAAGAUAAAAAAGGUAAAGACGUUACGAGGGAUAAAGAACGGAGUAAAGAGAAGAGCAAACGACCUCCUAGUCCCGUGAAUAGUAAAAAUAGUCAUCCGAGUCCUAGUAGUAAAAGACCCCCCUCGCCGGGAGUUGCAGCUGUCAAGAAACAACAGCUCAGUCCCCCGGAAUCUGGGACUACGGUUAAGUCUUCGUCGCCUAAAAUACGUGAGAAAGAUCACAAGAAAUUGGUGACGGAGAAACCGAGUAGUAAAGAUAAAGAUAAAGUCAAGGAGGCUCCUAAGAGUACGGCUGGUGGUGGGGGUGCUGGUGCUAGUGCCGGAUCACUCGAGGAACUGAAGAAUGAUAAGAAGAAGAAAAAAUAUAAAGAUGAUAAAGAUAGCGAGCGUAAGGACAAGGCGCGUGAAAAGGACCGUGAUAAAGUUAAAGAACCAAAGAGUUCGGAUAGUAAAAAGAGUCUGGAUAAAUUGGAUAAACAUGAUAAGGUUGAGAAAGAUAGUAAAGUCCAGGAGAGCAAGCAGCUGAAAGAUGUUAAAAAAUCCCCGAAACCUGUCAAGGAUGAUCGCAGCAGCUCCAAAUCGAGAAGCGAUAAGUCCGAGGUGGUGGAUAAGGUCGAGAAGGUCAAAGAUGCGCGCAGUGAUAAGGACAGACAGAAACACAAGCAUCGGAAAAAAGAGAAAAAGGAGCGGACGGACGACAGCCGCGAACGCGAGAGACGAGACAAAAGGGAUAAGCAGAAAAAUUAUGAUAAAGAUUCAGUUGCUGUUACGAGCAACCCGCCCCAGACUAACUCUUCAUCUACUGCGGAUACUCACGAUCGUGACAAUAGCAGCGACUCGGCCAACUCUGCUGACGAAGAGGACUCUAAGACUUUGACGAGCUGUAAAAAUGAACAGGAGACUGUUAGAAAUACCGGUGGGUCAGAAAGUCGACCGGCAAGGCCGUUAUCACCGGGUUCUGAUCACGUGAAACGUGAACGCCCUGACAAAGUGAAAAAAGAUAAAUUAAAGCCCGUUCGUGGGAGCAGUGCCGGUACUGGUAGUGCAGCUGCUGGAGGUGGAGCGGGAGGGGCUGGAGGUAACACUGGUACUGACGACCAGCGGGACAAUAGAAAGAGAAAAAGACGCAGUGACAGCAAAGGUGAGGAUGAGGCUCCGGCAGUUAAGCGUGAAAAAGACACUGGAUUCUCGCCACCAUUAGAACCCGUAUCUUCAAGCCAAUCACCAGUGACCGUUGAAGUGACAGCCGGGUAUCCGGCAGUGAAAGAAUUGCCCGAAGAAAUGGAAACAGCGAAACAAGAAUUCGAGCAUGAAACCGAACAAAUAGCCCCCGACUCGACCAAUAGUGUACUGAUUGAAUCGGAAACAGACGAGCCUUUAGUAUUUUCCGAAGACUACGUGUCCCAGCUUAAAGACUUGCAGCAAAAAAUAAUGACCCUCCAGGACAAUCAAGAGCUACAACGUGUUGUCCAAGUAAUAGCGGCCACUGGCCAGUAUGAAAUCACCCGCAAGACCUUUGACUUUGACCUCUGCGCCCUGGACCGCAGAACAGUACAACGCUUGCAGCAGUUCUUCUCUGCGUCUUGACAACUCAAUAACUAAAUCAAUUAUUAAUAUUUAAUUUAAUCAGCCAAUUCAUCAAUUGGUUUAUUAUUAUUAUAAAUAUAUUAUAUAUAUUAAUAAUAUAAUAGCUAUAAUUAUAAUUUAUAUUUAUAAAACUAUCCAAGUAAUUAGUACUCGGUUGCACAGUAUAAAGAUAAUAUUAUUAAUUAUUAUUAUUAUUUAUAGAUGUAAGUAGAUAAAAUUAAAUUAUAUGAAUGUUGGUUAAUUAAUUAAUUAAUUAAUUAAUAAUAUUAUUAUUAAUACAACGUACUAUCCACGUAUGUACAUCACCGUUGCGCCAAACCUAGUGAUCAUUGUUUUAUUUCACUAACCUCAUUGCCAAAAAAUAAGUUGACGUUUUGUUAAUGUGUCAUGUCAUGAGUAUUCAGUAUGCAUCUAUUUAACGUGAAGGAGAAUUUAAAAGUUAAAAAAUAACACGGGGUAGAGUUGGUACCGUUUUUGGGCACUAGGACCAGUUUUGGACACUAAAUUUGUAAAAUAUGCAAUGAUUUAUUUUUUAAAUGCCUUCGAAGAAACUUUUGUCACACGGAGUGAUAAUUUUUUUCAUACUUUUUCAUUCAUUAGGGAUAUUCUCAGUGCCCCCCUCCCCACUUUUUGAAAAUAUUCAACAACUCAACUGUCAAUGCUUUUCAAACUUUAUUAAUUAAUUUAAAAAAAACGAGUUGAAGUUUUGCCGAGAUGUAGAUUUUUAAAAAAUUACUCAAUUCAAACGAAAUUUGGUAAAUAAAUUUCAGGCUAAAAAAUUCAAAAAUUUGAAUUAUAACUUCGUGAAGAUUUUAUUAAAAUUUAUGUACCAAAUUUCGUUUGAUAACUGAGUAAUUUUUUAAAAAUCUACAUCUCGGAAAAAUUUCAAUUUGUCCUCUAGAAUUAACGCUUCAAUUAUUUUUCACCAUACCUACGCCGAAAGUUUAAAUUCCUGCCCUGUUUAUAGGGCAGAAAGUCGUUCUUUUCUUUUAUAAAUAAAACGAAUGAUUAAAAUUAGUGCAUGCGCCAUUCUUUCCCCUAAAAGGCAAAGAUUUAAACUUUUAGGUGCAGAGGUAAAAAGUUUUAUACACCGCGUUUGCCUUCAGCUAGGGUAGGAAAUUUUACACGUGGCCUAGAAUGUCCUACUUCCCUCCCUAGGUGUGUAAUAUACUAGUUUCUGCUUAAUUAUUAAUUGCGAAUCACAAUUUACGCUUACGCUAAUAGUUGAUCCAUCAUGAUCCUGGUUAGCAGACAAUUAACAAUUUUUGAAUUUUUUUUUUCAAUCAAUUAAUUGCAAAAAAAAAAAAAAAAAAAAAAAAAUAUGCACAUGUAGAAAAUUAAAAAAGCUACAGGUGGAAUUUUUUAAAUUCAAAAAUUAUUAGACGUCGGCAAACUUCAGGAUCAUCACACCAUCGGUCUUAAAUUAAUUUUUUUGAUCAGCUUUCGUCACUGGAAUUUCAAAUUCCAAUGCAGGUAAUCAUGAAAAAUUUUGCGUGUGACCCAGAAUUAAUCACGAUUUCAGACCGCGGGUGUCAGCUCCAGGCUAGCUAACUUCUCCUAGUCUGAAAUCGUUUUGUUUCAUUCGUCGUCACACAAUUUACUAUUAAUACGCUCAUGAGUUGAGUUCUUGAAUAUUUUUAAAAAGUGGGAGGAAGGAUUGUCUGUGAAUGCCCUUAAAAUAAAGUAUUAAAUGUCCAAAAACUGACCAGUGACCACAAAUAGUUCUUGAACCCUAAUACAAGUAAAAUAUAGAGUGUCGGUAGGUAUUUUUUACGUAAUCAUAGGAAACAUGAAUGAGUAAUGUUGGAAAUAGUGUAAUUUCAUUAAUAUCAUAAAUCAAAUAAGCUAGAGGAAGAUCUAGAAGUCAUUAAGCCGCUACCACGAGUAAAUGAAAUUAUUGUCAAGUUUAUUUAAUUAUUAAUUAAGUAUUUCAAGUAAAAAUAUAUAUAUAUAUAUAUAUGAAUAUAAAUAAAUAUAAUUAUAGUAAUUUGUUGGGUUUUUUUUCGUAUCAGCACUCGAUGUUCGCAUUUGUGGCUAUUUAAUAAAAUACGUAAAUUUAAUUAAGUUAAUAUGAGUAAUAAAAAAUUAGGCCAAUCUCUUAUUGUAAUAAGAAUAUUAAUAAUCAUAAUAAUAAUUAUAUAAAUAUUAAUAUUAAUAAUAAUAAUAAUAAUAAUAAUAAUCAAUUUAUAUAAAAUUUCAUAAAUUAUAUUUUUCGACAAAAUUUUCGAUUGUAAAUUGACAUAAAAAUCUUUAAUUAUACGAUUUAUUAUAAAGAACAAAAAAAUGAAUUAAAAAAAAAAAAUAAAAUUUAUUUAACAAUAUUAUUAUUAUUAUUAAAGCCGUAUCGAUUAGGCAAUAAAAAAAUCAGUAUGUGAUUUAAUAAAGAGUGAGCUCAGCAAAGCCGCGGUCGAUAAAUUUUUGAAGUAAAGUAAAACGAAAUGAAUCAAUGGAGCUAAAAAUUAAUAUGAAAUGUAAUGAAAAAAAAAAAAAAAAAUACUUUGAACAAAACAUGUGUGCGUUUAAAUAAAGAGCGAAUUGCAUUUAAAAAAAAAAA
Molecule: messenger RNA, 5481 nt
Organism: Microplitis mediator
Lineage: Eukaryota; Metazoa; Arthropoda; Insecta; Hymenoptera; Braconidae
Gene: ear
Product: protein AF-9
Exons: 4
Coding region: 603-2927 (774 amino acids)
Biological process (GO): regulation of DNA-templated transcription
Cellular component (GO): super elongation complex
Source: RefSeq, a predicted model, not a curated record